Molecule: messenger RNA, 1215 nt
Organism: Prorocentrum cordatum
Lineage: Eukaryota; Dinophyceae; Prorocentrales; Prorocentraceae
Source: the annotation of a GenBank genome assembly
GAUCAUCGCUGGUCGAAACCGCCGUCGUAUGUCACGGACUCCCACGCGUGGCGGCUCACUUCUGAUAGUGCUGGCAAGUUGGGCAUUGCCUUCGGUGAGUGGGUUGGCAAGGUGGAAGAGUUCUUCAGCCACCUGCUCGACGGUGAGGGUCUGGACAAAGACAGCAAGGAGAAAACAGCUUGGUGCAGGAAGCUGCGGCAGCUCAGCACCGCCACGAACGACACCAUCAGGCGCUACAAGGACGAGAGCAGCAAGAUUGCGGCCAGCUUGCAGCGGAUGGAAUGUUAUUCCCAGUAUCUGGCUUUCUCUCACUGGGCGGAGGAGCAGUACGUGGCGGCACCUGGGAAGCUGUUUAGACUGAUCAAGGACAAGGCCACUUCGAAGGACGAGUUCGAGGAAGGCCAGGUGAUAUCGUCGGACCCUCUCACGGCGAUGGAUAUUCGGGCUAAGGUGUGGAAGAAGAAGUGGAGCGACCAGCAGCUGGACAUCGGCCAGGUCUCCAUACUCUUGGGACGUGCUAGGGCUCGUGCUCGUGAAGAUGCUUUCCCUCUCUUCGACUUGGAGACGCUGGAAGACGGUAUCCGAAGGAUGAAGGGCACUUCGGCGAAGGGCAUUGAGCAGUUGGGGAAGAAGGACCUCAUCUGGCUGCCCGAGCAAGGUAAGCAGGAGCUGGUCCAGCUUUUUCAACUUAUCGAGCAGUCAGUGGCGUGGCCUUGGCAGCUUACGGUGGUUCUGGUCACUCUCCUUCGCAAGCCGAGCGGUGACGACAGGGCCAUUGGUAUAUUAUCGACCUUGGCGAGGCUCUGGUCGAGUUGUCGAGGCGAGUACCGUGUCAGCUGGACUAAGGCAAAGGCUGGGCAUUGGGAUGCAGCAGUGGCAGGUUCCUCAGCCUUGCGUGAGGCCUUAGCUCGCAGUUACCUGGACGAGACGGUCGCGCUCACCACGAUUAAAGAUUGGGUGCAGGCCAGCGUGCUGUGGGACAUUGAGGGGUUUUACGACGCUCUUAAAUGGCAGCUCUUACUGGAGACGGGUAUGGAGCACGAAUUUCCACCGUGCAUCUUGGCUUUGGAGAUGAUUUUACACGUGGGGGUGCGUUUCCUCCGUGACAGUGGUUAUUACUCUGAUGCCAUCGUACCCGAGCAGAGCAUGAUCGCUGGACCUGGCGGCGCAGUGGAUUUCUCUCGCUGUUCUUUGUACAACAUCUUGGACAGAGUG